AUUACCACCAAGAUGGCCGACGCUAUGGAGGAAUAUGAGAAAGAAGCUGGCUGCGUCCCUAUUCUCCAUCCUGAGGUAUUACAUAUCAAAGGGAGCCAUUGUUGACCAGCUAGGAGGAGACCUCAACUCUACACCUUUGCACUGGGCCACAAGACAAGGCCAUCUAUCCAUGGUGGUGCAGCUUAUGAAAUAUGGUGCAGACCCAUCUUUGAUCGACGGAGAGGGCUGCAGCUGUGUGCAUCUGGCUGCUCAGUUUGGCCACACCUCCAUCGUGGCUUACCUCAUUGCUAAAGGACAGGAUGUUGACAUGAUGGAUCAGAACGGCAUGACUCCUCUUAUGUGGGCAGCUUACAGAACACACAGUGUGGAUCCGACUCGACUGCUGCUGACGUUCAACGUAUCCGUCAACCUGGGUGACAAAUAUCACAAGAACACAGCGCUGCACUGGGCCGUGCUGGCCGGGAACACCACCGUUAUCAGCCUGCUGCUGGAUGCCAACGCCAACGUCGACGCACAGAACAUCAAGGGCGAAACGCCGCUGGACCUCGCCAAGCAACGCAAGAAUGUCUGGAUGAUCAAUCACUUACAGGAAGCGCGGCAGGCCAAAGGUUACGACAGCCCGUCCUAUCUGAAGAGACUGAAGAUGGACAAGGAGUUCAGGCAGAAGGUGAUGCUGGGGACGCCUUUCCUGGUCAUCUGGCUCAUAGGUUUCAUCGCCGACCUGGACAUCGACUCGUGGCUUAUCAAGGGCGUCAUGUACACCGGUGUCUGGGUCACCGUGCAGUGUCUGUCCAAGGCUUUUUUUGACCACUCCAUGCACAGCGCCCUGCCUCUUGGAAUCUACUUGGCCACCAAGUUUUGGAUGUAUACCACCUGGUUUUACUGGUUCUGGAAUGAUCUGUCGUUUUCUACCGUCCACCUUCCUUUCCUGAUCAACACUCUGGCUUUGUUCUACAACUUUGGCAAAUCCUGGAAGUCUGACCCGGGAAUCAUUAAAGCAUCAGAGGAACAAAAGAAAAAGACUAUUGUGGAGCUGGCUGAGACGGGCAGUCUGGACUUGAGCAUAUUCUGCAGCACCUGCUUGAUACGGAAGCCCAUUCGGUCCAAACACUGCGCCGUGUGCAACCGCUGCAUCGCCAAGUUUGACCACCACUGUCCUUGGGUGGGGAACUGCGUGGGAAGUGGGAAUCAUCGCUACUUCAUGGGCUAUCUGUUCUUUCUGCUCUGCAUGAUCUGCUGGAUGAUGUACGGCUGCAUCUCCUACUGGAGGAUCCACUGUGCCACCAGCUACACGAAGGAUGGAUUUUGGCUCUACCUGACCCAGAUCGCCUCCUGCUCACCCUGGAUCUUCUGGAUGUUCAUCAAUAGUGUCUUCCACUUCAUGUGGGUGGCGGUGCUCAUCAUGUGUCAGCUCUACCAGAUCGCUGCUCUGGGAAUCACCACUAAUGAGAGGAUGAAUGCUCGGAGGUACAAGCACUUUAAAGUGACGGCCACGUCCAUCGAGAGUCCCUUCAACCAUGGCUGUGUCAGAAACCUAAUCGAUUUCUUCGAGAUCCGUUGCUGCGGCCUCAUCCGGCCCGUGGCAGUGGACUGGACCACGCAGUACACAAUAGAAUACGACCAGACAUCCGGCUCAGGCUACCAGCUGGUGUAGAGGGGGAUAACGAGAGAGCGGUGGGGGGAGUGGAGUGUCUGGAAGGUCUCCCCCUCUGGCGUUCAUAUCGGAGCGAUGCUGUUCUUGGGAGCGCUUUUUAAUGUAGUUUUUUUUAUGAUUUUGGACCACCUCUCCCUCACCGAUCAGAACCCUUUGGGUCAGGAAGCAUGCAGCUAACAGGGCAACACCAUCACCCCCAUACACCUCCUACUAUUACUGCUACUGUCAUUACCCUGCAUCGAGCUUCCACCGCCUCUCCUCUCCCGCUGGACGGACUGCUGCUGCCAAACACAAGCGGAGUGGGGAGAGUCCAACGGAUGGGAGGAACGAUGUAAUGAAAGUACCGACGAUACUGAAGCGCAUCACCAAGGAGACGUAACACCCCCCACCCCAUUCAUAUCUUAUUUAUACGACGUCUAUGUGGCCCUGGAUGGUUUCGAAACCGUUGAGCUGUCUGAUGAGGAGUCAGGAACACUAAAGAAAGGCUUUUAGCUCCACAGCUUCCUGCGACAGAAAUGAGGGAAUGUCUUUUAAAGGUUUAGUUUUUUUGUUUUUUUGCACCGUGCUGAGUUUUGAGCUGAACUCAUCAGGAAAGUGUUAGAUGAGAGGUGGGACUGGUGGAGGAACCCAACUUCUCCACCCUGCUGCUGAAUGAAAGCUGCCUCUACUGUUAUUAUUUUAUUUUUUUUACUUCUUUUUCGUGCAAAUAAUCUAAAAGCAGCUGUUGUGCAACGUGGACGCAGGAAUAACUGGGAGUCCUUCAGCAGUCGCCACUCAACACAGCAUCCUACAGACAAUGUGACACAAGUAUAUUUAUUUAAAAUCUAUUUGUAGAUAAAUGUUCUAGCGCAAUCAUUUGUACGUUUGACAUCAUUUUAGCGGGACAGGAUUUUAUGAGGAGGAUGAUGAAGUAGGAGUAAAGCUCCGUGGGGCCGGAACAGGGAGCGUAUUUAUUAACAGGAAGAGAAAGAAGACGAGUUUACGUGGAAGCUUCGCUCAACGUUUCCCUCUUGAAGCUGUAAAAUGUGUCUUGCCUCUUUUGUCUACCUGCAACAUUGCACUGAUUUUUUUGGUUUGUUUUUGUUUUAUGGCCAUUACUGGACAGCAGCUGCGCCUCACACCAACAUUUCCAUUGUUUGCAGAGGAAAGGGGAGGGGCUUGUGAGACACACCCACCCCCAGAGUUCCCUGCAUGGACCGGUCGACGCAGCAGGACUGAGAUGGAAAGAAUGUGCAUUUGUACAUAAACACUCGAUUUUCUCCUUUUCGUCUGUGUUAGUCGAAGGUGCUCCUGGACUGUUCUUCUUUUCCAUUUGAGUUGGGGUGGGUGGGGGUUCCCUUCAACCACACAGAAAGGAGAAAGACUCUAAUCAUGUAUGACUGUAGCUUUUAGUGAUGUCCCACACUGCUGUUUAUACGCAUUUUAACCCCUGAACUCUCCUCUGCAUGUACGAUGCUCGGGACCGCUCGCCAUCCCCGUCAUGGUCACCACGGUGACGGCCUGGCAAGCCACGUGUCUGUAUAUAGUGAAUGUUAAGUAUUUGCAAGUACAUUUCUGCAUCAUUCAUGUCCAUCUGUUUUUGGUUUGUUUGUUAUUGUUUUUUAGGUUUUUCAAAUCCAGCGUGUUUAGUGGAAGUUGUCCUCCAGGCUGCCAGAUUCUCAUUUCCUGUGCAAGUGUGUAAUAUAGCUGAAUGUUUCAUGCCUAUGGACCUUUUUUAUGUUCUGCAUAGCUGGGUUUGUUAUACCACUGGAUGUACAAAUUGUAAAGCAAAGAUCCAAAACAAAUCUAAGGCAGAUUGUUUUUUUUCCUUUUUCUAAAAGCAGAAAUGUGUUCAUGCAAUAGUUUUAAGGAUAGAAGGAGGUUAUAUUAUACAAAGGCCUCUGAAAAUGUUUGAGCCUCGUGUUUGCAUCAUCAGAAGGAGACGGUUCUGUCAUCAUUCUGCAUUUCAAAGCUCCCAUCUAACUGAACGCUGUCCCACUCGUGACUCGGCUUCAUUUCAUAUCUGGAGCUUCUAAUAGCACCUUCUGAGUGAGCAUCGUUCAUGGCUGGCUGGUGUUUUUGCUUUCCGGGGUAGAGUUCAUCACUUCAGGCUCGUCCGGGAUUACGUUUCCACACUAGCUCUUCCAGCAGUCUGAAAGGUCUUUAUUCUGUCCUUGCUCUCAUCUCACCACCUGGAAUAAUAGUAAAAAAAGUAAUAAUAAAGCACAUAAUCAUCUCCAGUGCCUCUCUGCCCACCUUCAGACACCACUGUAACUCCGCUUCAGAUGUAAACAUACGGGCAUGGUUCAGUUUUAAUGGCUUUAAUAAUAAAAUAGUCAAAUGUGAA
Nothobranchius furzeri (turquoise killifish) is the source of this 3980-nucleotide messenger RNA. The record is from RefSeq and is a predicted model, not a curated record. Lineage: Eukaryota; Metazoa; Chordata; Actinopteri; Cyprinodontiformes; Nothobranchiidae.